AUGUAUUUCAUCAAUAAUGAAGAUAUUCCUGAGGAAAAAUCAAAAUUUCUACCAAAACCGGAAAUCGUAUCAAAAUCAGAAAUCUUGCCAAAAUUGGAGGUCGAGCCAAAAUUAAAAAUGAUAUUACCACCAGAAUUGCCUACGUCUUCUACUGAUAAUAAUACAAUCCACCCAUUGGUUUCUAAUGAGAAUAAUGCUGGGAAACGAGUAUAUGGACGAGCUAGGGCGAAUUUGAGCUUCAGUUCAUUUUAUAUAUUCUGCGAAGACUUUCGAAAACAACUUAGUUACUUAUAUCCCAAUAAAAGUGAAACUUAUCAUAAGACUAUACUCAACUAUAUGUGGAAACAUUUAAAUAUCAGAGACAAACAUAAAUACUAUGAAACUGCAACUAAAGCUCGCACGAUGUACAAUCUACCAGAACUUCCAUAUCUUACAGAAAAUGGUCCAGAAAAGUUAACAUACAAAUUUACAAAUAGUAACAAUAGUACAGAAGCUAUUAACUCCGAUGGUUCAAAAAUAGUUGGGAAACUUGUAAAAGUCAAGUUUUCAAAAUCAUGCACCGCACCAAUCAUAACGCCUCUGAAGUUACAAGACGUCGUUGAUCAAUUAGAAAAAUCGGCGUGCGGUCGGCGCCAAGACGAAGUUGACGGUUUCGGUGAAGGAAAGCUGCGACAAGAUCACGGUGAGAUAUCGGAACACCAAGAUCACGGUGCGGAAUACGUGCCACCGCCUCUCGGUCACCGUGACGGUCAAGCUGCAGGCAUCGACGCACCGCGGGGACGGUUGAUCGCCGGCUGUGACGUCCCGUCGAUCGUCACCGGUCCGGCUCCCAUCUAUCCGGCCAUCCGCGCUUCGCCCAGUCCCACCACAUCCACCAUCACCACCAGCCGCUUGCAGCUGCAGCAGUGUCUCCAGCAUCCUAAGGUCGAGGGAUCGACGACGUCUUCUGCCCGACCGGAAGUCAUGUUGCAACAGUAUCAGCAACAACCGGAUUACACGCCCUACGGCGGCAUCGGGUACGGUGCGCAGCCCAACGCCGGUUACUUCAACUAUGCCGCCACCGAGUCGUCCUGGUACGGUUCGCCGUCGUCAGGUGCCGCCGAUCACGCGCAAAUGCAUGCCGGUUUAUCACAUAACGCGUGCAACACACAUAUCGGCGGCGACAGUACAGGAAACUUCCUGAACCAUGGUUAUCAUCAGGCUACGUCGACAGGAGCGUCGACGUCUUCGGCAGAAUCGUUCGCCGCCAACAACCAUCCGGUGUCCCAGGCCGACAUGGCAGACCCAAUGGCCGAGUUCUUGGGCGGCCACCAAAACAUGACCGAAAACGAUAAGAUCAUCAAGGAGGAGUCCAUAGACUGGCUCUCGACCAUCAUAAACGACCAAGUCGUCGAUCACGGCACCCGGUCCGACGCUUGUGAUGGGGGCGGUGGAGGUGUGGCGGGCUCAGGUGGCAACGGCAAACUCGUCGGUGACUUAACGUGCGAGGGCAGGGAGUCCAACGGCCGGUUGCCCAACUUUCACCAGGCCUUCGGGUCCACCGAGAUAGGCAGGUUCUCGCAGCACGAGUACUACGAACCGCCUAAAGACACGGCAAUCGGCGAAUGUCAGUCGGCCGGUCGGUCGGGCUCGGCCGCCGCACAACAGCCCGGCGUCGGGACGUCGCAGCGAUCCGACGAACAGCACGCGGCGGCGGCGGCGGCAGCGUCGUCGUCGUCGUCGUACGAACCACCGCGGCAACAGAACAGGCGUGGACGCGCGCAGCGCGGUGGCGGCCAAAAUAGGCGCAACAAGCAGACCAGAACGGCAGCCGCCGCCGCCGCGGCGGCUGCUGCCGUUGCCGCCCAACAGUACGCGGGUUACGACGUGACCGGUGCCGCGGUGGGCAGGCACCAGGUACCUCCGUACCACCACCAAGACCCGUACAACCGGAACCAUCAUCAUCACGCCCAACAGCAGCGGUACCACCAAGAAUACCAUCACCAAAACCAACAGACGCCGUACCAGAACCACCAACAGGAGUAUUACAGGCCGUACGACCGGAUGCAUUACCAGCAACAACAGCAGCCGUUGCCAUCGAACCAGUACUACAACAGCAGCAACGGUAACAACAACGGGGGUGGAGGCGGUGGCAGCAACGGCAACAUCAACAUCAACAGCAGUAACCGGGAACAGUCGUACGCUGGCGGAUACAACCGGUUUCACUCGUGCUGCUCUACCGAGCACAUAGCCAGGCCCAGUCAUCACCACAACUACGGUCCGGGCCAGUACUACGGUGAUUACAACACCUACAACCAGUGGUGAUGAGAAGUCCUCAUCAUCUCGCCGCCGCCGCCGUGUCGUAAAAUAUCGUUUUUAACGUCGUUCUAAAAAAAAAAAAAAAUAAUAAUAAAGGUAUGUUUUGUUCGUGCGCACCAACAACGGCGGGUGUGCCUUUCAAACACCCCCUCCCCCAAACCCAGUCACCCCAACCCCUAUCAGAUACAAAAAUAAUAUUUAUCAAAUUAAUAUUUUUAACUCACUAUCUGUGAUACGAUGACGAUGGUAAUACACGGUAUAACGAUUAUUUCAUGUAUUAUUAUCACACGUUAUUGUGCAACAACAAAAUUUGUGGCUUAAAUGCGAGUAGUAAAUGUCGUUUUUUUUUUCUCGGACACUCAACGAGUCAAUUAUAACGUCGAAAACGAAAUUCCCGAUUUGUAUGUUUAAAUAAUCCUCUCGUGACACGUCUUACAACAGCACUUGGCGUGUAAAAACGGUAACUCGAUGUCCUAUUUAAAAUGAAAACUUUAUGACUUUAUAUAACUAUAUUCAAAACAAUAUUAUUAUUGUUGCAUUAAUUAAUAUAAUAAUAUGUCGAACAAAAACCGAGCUCGCGGUCGCUGCGUCCCACACGACCGACAACGACAUUAUUGUGCGCAUGGACACCGAAAUCGUAGGGCUCGAGAGAUCUAUAGUAUUUAUGUGAAAUUACAACGUGGUGCCAGAGAAGACUUUCGGUAUUGUCAGAUCCGUGGAUCUUGGAUCCUCCGGCGUGCAGUGUCGUCCUCAUAACACGCGUGUGUUCUUCCCCCCCAAACGCGGAAAGGGAGAAAACAAACCGCGACGACGAAGGUCUUGUCUCGUUUCGAUGUUUUACUAUCGUAUAAUUUACAUUAUAGUGUUUAAGUCGUUGUGCCUUAUUAAUUAACGGUUAAUGUUGUAAAAUGCACCAUUAUAUUAUUAUUAUUAUUAUUAUUAUUAAAUUAUGAAUAAAUUAUAUAUUACUGUAUAAAAUAA
Messenger RNA from Metopolophium dirhodum (rose-grain aphid), 3279 nucleotides. RefSeq lists its product as uncharacterized. Lineage: Eukaryota; Metazoa; Arthropoda; Insecta; Hemiptera; Aphididae. The coding region runs from base 1 to 2304 and encodes 767 amino acids. The record is from RefSeq and is a predicted model, not a curated record. The transcript has 7 exons.